Gossypium arboreum is the source of this 2909-nucleotide messenger RNA. RefSeq names its product CSC1-like protein At3g21620. Gene Ontology annotation, molecular function: calcium-activated cation channel activity. The transcript is spliced from 11 exons. The coding region runs from base 252 to 2558 and encodes 768 amino acids. The record is from RefSeq and is a predicted model, not a curated record. NCBI's taxonomy places the organism in Eukaryota, Viridiplantae, Streptophyta, Magnoliopsida, Malvales, Malvaceae. Gene Ontology annotation, cellular component: plasma membrane.
AGUUGAUGUUAAAAAUAAAUAAAUAAAUAAAUUCUUCCUACCUGACCUGAUAUCUCUGUUUCCUUUUAUACUCUGAUCCUUUGCCUUUACAGAAAACAGACAAAGAUGGAAUGUGCAAAUCCCACCACCAUAUCUUAACCUUCCACUUGAUUUCCUUUUCACACACCUUUGAUUUUCUCUCCUUUUUAUUUAAUUUUUUUUUCUCAGUUUCCAGGAAAGUGGUGUUUGUUGAUCGUUGAAGCAAAUAAAACAUGGCUACUCUAAACGAUAUCGGGGUUGCAGCAGCUAUCAAUAUUCUCACAGCAUUCGCUUUCUUUUUAGCAUUUGCAAUGCUUCGGAUUCAACCAGUGAAUGACAGGGUUUACUUCCCCAAAUGGUAUAUCAAAGGCUUAAGAAGCAGUCCUUUGGUGAAUGGAAGUGCGUUUGCAAGCAAGUUCGUGAACUUGGACCUGAGGUCAUACACCAGGUUUCUGAACUGGAUGCCUGCCGCACUCCAAAUGCCGGAGCCUGAGCUGAUCGACCAUGCCGGAUUGGAUUCAGCUGUUUACUUGAGGAUUUACUUGUUGGGGCUUAAAAUAUUUGGUCCCAUAGCAUUGAUAGCAUUUACGGUGACGAUUCCAGUUAAUUGGAGCAAUAAUACAUUGGAGCAUUCGGGUUUAACAUACAGCGAUAUAGAUAAGAUCUCUAUAUCAAAUAUUCCGAUUGGAUCGCAUAAGUUUUGGACGCAUUUAGUACUGGCAUAUUGCUUUACGUUUUGGACAUGCUACGUUUUGAAAAGAGAGUAUGAGAUAGUGGCAGCUAUGAGAUUGCAUUUCCUUGCGUCGGACCAACGACGCCCUGACCAAUUUACAGUACUGGUCAGAAACGUCCCACCUGAUCCCGAUGAAUCAGUUACUGAUCUUGUCCAACAUUUCUUCCUUGUCAACCAUCCACAUCACUAUCUCAGUCACCAGCUUGUUUACAACGCUAACAAGCUCUCAGAAUUGGUCAAUGAGAAGAAGAAAAUUCAGAAUUGGCUAGACUUCUAUCAAAAUAAAUACAAAAGGAAUCCCUUAAAGAGACCUUCAUUGAAGACUGGUUUCCUUGGCCUUUGGGGAAACAGAGUAGAUGCAAUCGAUUUUUAUACAUCCAUUGUUGAGAGAUUAUCUAGAGAUAUAUGUGGUGAGAGAGAGAAGGUUAGUAGCAACACAAAAUCAAUCAUGCCAGCAGCAUUCGUUUCCUUCAAAACUCGAUGGGGAGCUGCUGUGUGUGCACAAACCCAACAAUCUAGGAACCCAACUACGUGGCUGACCGAGUGGGCUCCUGAACCACGAGAUGUUUACUGGGAAAACCUAGCCAUUCCAUUUGUUUUUCUCACAAUUCGAAGGCUUAUUGCUGCCAUUGCAUUUUUCUUUCUUACAUUCUUUUUCAUGAUCCCUAUAGCUAUUGUACAAUCGCUUGCUAACAUUGAGAGCAUUGAGAAAGCGCUUCCCUUCCUCAAACCCAUAAUUGAAGUGAAAUUCAUAAAGUCAUUCAUCCAAGGUUUUCUUCCUGGGAUUGCUCUGAAGAUAUUUCUUUUGUUGCUGCCUACUAUAUUGAUGAUGAUGUCAAAGUUCGAAGGAUUUAUUAGCCUAUCUGCUCUGGAAAGGAGAUCUGCAAGUAGAUAUUAUUUCUUCCAAUUUAUUAAUGUUUUUCUUGGGAGCAUAAUAACCGGAACUGCGUUUCAGCAACUUAAUCAUUUUAUCCACCAAUCUACUAGUCAGAUACCAAAGACAAUUGGGGUCUCAAUUCCAAUGAAGGCAACAUUCUUCAUUACUUAUAUAAUGGUUGAUGGUUGGGCCGGAGUUGCUGGGGAGAUACUGAGGUUGAAGCCCCUGAUAAUCUACCACUUAAAGAAUUCCUUCUUGGUUAAGACCGAAAAGGACCGGGAAGAAGCAAUGGAUCCCGGGACCGUUGGCUUUAAUACCGGCGAACCUCAAAUACAACUUUACUUCCUACUCGGUCUUGUUUAUGCUGUGGUGACUCCGAUACUGCUUCCCUUCAUAACAGUAUUCUUUGCCUUGGCUUAUGUCGUAUACCGUCAUCAGAUCAUAAAUGUUUACCAUCAGGAAUAUGAAAGUGCUGCAGCAUUCUGGCCUGAUGUUCAUGUCCGUGUCGUUGCUGCCUUAAUCGUCUCACAGCUGCUACUAAUGGGAUUAUUGAGCACUAAUGAAGCUUCUCAGUCGACUCCAUUGCUUAUCACCCUUCCCGUAUUGACCAUAUGCUUCCACAGAUUCUGCAAAGGGCGUUAUGAACCAGCUUUCGUUAGAUAUCCUUUACAGGAAGCAAUGAUGAAAGAUACAUUGGAGCGAGCAAAGGAAGCAAACUUGAACUUGAAAGGGUUCCUUCAAAAUGCGUAUAUCCACCCGGUUUUCAAAUCUGCGGAUGGCAGUGAUAGUGAGAGUGAGAGUGAGUGGGAGCGUUCCCCAGCACUGGUUGCAACAAAACGCACGUCGAAAAGGUUUACUCCAAUGCCUAGUAAAGACGGUGGAUCAUUGCUCUCCCUAGACCAAGUUAACGAUGAAUGUCUAAAACCUUAAGACUUAGGCUGCCUUUGGAUGAGCUUUUUUCACCAGUGAAGUACAAUUGGGUACUCAACCUCACUAGUCUGCUGCUUGAUUCACCAGUCUAGUGUAGUGAAAAAGAAAUUCAAUCUCACUGCAAUCUCACUGCAAUAGUGAAACGGGACUAAAGCAAAGAGCAGCAGUUAAAGGCAACUGAGAAAAUACCCAUACUUCUAUUUAUAUCAUUUUACCAUUUUAUCCUUUAAAUUUUGGCCUAAGUUAUUCCCCAAUCUUAUUUGUUUUCAGAUUUGGGAAGAAAAUAACCAAAUUCAUUGACAGAUAACUACGAAAGCUCUUCAACUAUAAUGUUACUAUUUACGAAAAUAA